AUGGGGCGGGGAGGGAGAAGAUCCAACACCUUCAAAAAAUCCCUCACUCCCGAGAUGCCGGGAGGAUCCCAAACCAUCCGGAAAGGCCACAGAGGAGUGGAUUCCACGGGGGAAACCACCUACAAAAAGACCACGUCGUCGGCGCUGAAGGGCGCGAUCCAGCUGGGCAUCACGCACACCGUGGGCAGCCUCAGCACCAAGCCCGAGCGCGACGUGCUCAUGCAGGACUUCUACGUCGUCGAGAGCAUCUUCUUCCCCAGCGAGGGCAGCAACCUGACCCCCGCCCACCACUACAACGAUUUCCGCUUCAAGACCUACGCGCCCGUGGCCUUCCGCUACUUCCGGGAGCUCUUCGGGAUCCGCCCGGACGAUUACCUGUAUUCCCUGUGCAACGACCCCCUGAUCGAGCUCUCCAACUCGGGCGCCAGCGGCUCGCUCUUCUACGUCUCCAGCGACGACGAGUUCAUCAUCAAAACCGUGCAGCACAAGGAGGCCGAGUUCCUGCAGAAGCUCCUGCCCGGAUAUUACAUGAACCUGAACCAAAACCCCCGGACCCUCCUACCCAAAUUUUACGGUCUGUACUGCGUGCAGGCCGGGGGGAAGAACAUCCGAAUCGUGGUGAUGAACAACCUCCUGCCCCGCUCGGUGCGGAUGCACCUCAAGUACGACCUCAAAGGCUCCACCUACAAACGCCGGGCCUCACAAAAAGAGCGGGAAAAGGUUUUCCCGACUUUCAAGGACUUGGAUUUCAUGCAGGACAUUCCCGACGGGCUUUUCCUGGACUCGGAUAUGUACAACGCCCUGUGUAAGACGCUGCAGAGGGAUUGCUUGGUUCUCCAGAGUUUCAAGAUCAUGGAUUACAGCCUGCUGGUGGCCAUCCACAACCUGGACCAGGCGCAGCGCGAGCGCGCGGCCGGCGCCGGCUGCGGGGACGGGCCAGGGCGGCCGGCGGCGCAGAGAGCGCUCUACUCCACUGCCAUGGAAUCCAUCCAGGGAGAGGCUCCACGGGGAGGAACCUUCGACACCGACGACCAGAUGGGCGGAAUUCCCGCCCGGAAUUCCCGCGGCGAGCGGCUGCUGCUCUACAUCGGCAUCAUCGACAUCCUGCAGUCCUACCGGUUCGUGAAGAAGCUCGAGCACUCCUGGAAGGCGCUGGUGCACGACGGGGACACGGUGUCGGUGCACCGGCCCAGCUUCUACGCCGAGCGCUUCCAGCGCUUCAUGUGCCACACGGUGUUCCGCAAAAUCCCAC
Messenger RNA from Pseudopodoces humilis (Tibetan ground-tit), 1252 nucleotides. The record is from RefSeq and is a predicted model, not a curated record. Lineage: Eukaryota; Metazoa; Chordata; Aves; Passeriformes; Paridae.